AUGGAAGUUAAUGGCGUCGCCGUUAUGCGCCGCCGCGCGGAUAGUUGGUUAAAUGCUACGCAAAUCCUCAAAGUCGCCAACAUCGAUAAGGGGAAGCGAACGAAAAUCCUCGAAAAGGAGAUACAAACUGGCGAACACGAAAAGGUACAGGGUGGUUAUGGAAAAUACCAAGGCACCUGGAUUAAAUUCGAAAGGGGUGUCGAGGUAUGUCGUCAAUAUGGCGUCGAAGAUUUACUUCGCCCUCUCCUGAUUUACGACAUGGGCCAGGACGGUGGCGUCGCAGGUAGAGGGGAUAUCAACACUCCGACCAAGGAGCAGGCGAUGGCUGCGCAAAGAAAGCGCAUGUACAGCGCUGGAAAUGACGGCCGCGCCAAUGGGCUAUCCGGGACCUUUUUCAAGAACAUAUCGAGUACGGCAUCUAACGCUGUCGCUGCUAUUAGCAAGGCUCGUUUUGAUUCUCCUGGACCGAGGGGUCGCAAUGGUCCGACGAGACCGCCUAGUUUCAGCCGGCAGUCUUCAAUGCAGAACGUUGACGAUUUCCCGGGGAAUUCUCAGCAGAGCUUUGCCUCUGACUACGGCCAAACUGUUGAUUCGGCAUAUUCGACCCAGAAUACGCAGAUUUUUAACGGUGACGAGCCGUCGCGAAAACGUCUAAAGGUCGUCACUCCCGCAGACAGUUUCGGCUACGCUUCUCAUUCUAUUGAUAUGUAUGCCAAUAACUUCCCCGGUUCGCCCACGGAGCCCAACGAAUCCUUUCAAUACUCUCAAGCCGCCCUCGACGUGCAGGAGAACGAUGUCAUGCCACUUCCUCCCUUACCGUUCGAGCUCUCUCCGGAGGCGGAUCAGAAGCGCAACUUACUCAUGGGGUUGUUCCUAGAUCCCAAUGCGAACGCCUCAGAUUAUUCCCAGAAUGAAGCUCUCCAGACCUUGUCACCUUUAGAUCUCGACGCACCGAUAGACUCAUCGAGCCAUACCGCCCUUCACUGGGCUGCUACGCUAGCUCGGAUACCUCUUCUUCGUGCGUUAAUAUCGGCUGGUGCGAAUCCUUAUCGAGUCAACGCUUCAGGAGAAACGGCUUUGAUGAGAGCGUCGGCCGUGACGAACAACUCGGAUCAAGUUUCAUUCCCCGAAUUACUGGACGUCUUAGGCAAUACUAUCGAUGUUCGGGAUAACAAGGGCCGAACCGUCUUACACCACAUUGCUGUUACGAGUGCUGUGAAGGGUAGGAGCCAUUCCAGCAGGUAUUAUCUGGAGAGUCUUUUGGAGUGGGUUGUGAGACAAGGAAGCGCGCCGAGUAACCAAACAACGACAAACGGCAACUCUAGCCAACCCAAAAUGGGUAUCGGCCGAUUUAUGAGCGAAAUCGUAAAUGCGCAAGAUAAGUCCGGUGAUACCGCGCUAAAUAUCGCGGCGCGAAUCGGGAACAGGAGCAUUAUCUCUCAGCUGCUUGAAGUGGGUGCGGAUCCCGGUAUUGCCAACAAAGCAGGCCUCAGACCCGUCGAUUUCGGAGUGGGCGGCGAAGCCGGGGAAGACGGUGCCAACGGUGAUCUUGUAGCGAGUGACAAGGCGAAUAUCGCCGGCAACUGCCAGAAGACCCGGGAGAGCAGCGCCGAGAUUAUUACCUCGAUCACACACCUCUUGAAUGAAACUUCAAAUAGCUUCCAAUCGGAACUUAAGAAGAAGCAGCAAGAUGUCGAUGCACUCCAUGUCUCUCUGCGGACAACCUCUACUCAGUUGGGAGAUGCGCGACGCCAGCUUGAGACCUUACAGGCAGCUGCUAAAUCGCAAUCCCUUGCGCGCCAGAAGAUAACCAACCUUAGCCGCGGUCGCGACGAGGAGCAGAAGCACUUGAUGCGACUGGAGCAAAGCUAUGGCCGCAUAGAUAUGAAUAACUCAUGGGAGGCGGAACUCAACGCGGCUUUGGAGGCUGCGGGCGGAGACUCGCCGAAUCCAGCCCUGUUACCUACAUCUGUGGUCCUUCGUGCGCGCAUACAAGCACUCAGGAAUAGGAAAGACGCCAUGACGAAAAGUAUAGGAUCGCUUAAAGGCCGCAGCAAGGAUGUUGAGGUUAAAUACCGGCGUGUAGUAGCGCUGUGUACCGGAGUGUCGGAAAGCGAAGUCGACGCCGUCGUAGACGGUUUAUUACGAGCCGUGGAGAGCGAAAAGGGCGAACUUGAGAUCGGCCGUAUACGAAGAUUCCUCGGCGGUGUUGACGGCGUGCAUUGA
Molecule: messenger RNA, 2226 nt
Organism: Daldinia caldariorum
Lineage: Eukaryota; Fungi; Ascomycota; Sordariomycetes; Xylariales; Hypoxylaceae
Product: apses-domain-containing protein
Exons: 2
Coding region: 1-2226 (741 amino acids)
Cellular component (GO): SBF transcription complex; MBF transcription complex
Molecular function (GO): transcription coactivator activity; protein binding; DNA binding
Source: RefSeq, a predicted model, not a curated record